AUGGCCGCAAUCAAUGAUGAAAACUCUCCUCAAUCACGUCAAUUCUUCUUAGAUGGUCCUGGUGGAACAGGGAAAACAUUUCUCUACAAUACUCUAAUCAACGUUCUUCAGGGUGAAGGAAAAAAGAUCAUUGCUGUCGCUUCAACUGGAAUCGCUUCAACACUGUUGAUUGAUGGAGCCACUUAUCAUUCUCAGUUUAAAAUUUAUCCGCCCAUCACAGAAACAACCAGAUCGAAAAUAGAAGAACACCACUUCUCGGCGAAAUUGAUAAGGGAUGCCGCACUUAUCAUCGAGGACGGAGCUACUGUUAUGACCAACCACGCUCUCAAUGCGAUUAAGCACGUCACUGAAAAAGUGACUAAGAAUAACAAGCCUUAUGGAAAUAAAGUCCUUCUCCUCGGGGGAGACUUUAGACAAUGUUUGCCAGUAGUCAAACAUGGAAAUCGAGUUAAGGUAGUCGAAGCUACCAUUAAAUACUGCGAGAGUUGGUCCACCUUUCUUCACCUUCGGUUAACAGAAAACAUGCGCACCACGGCGGGAAGUCAAGAGUACGCAAAUUGGCUGAUUGAACUGGGAAAUAAGACGUUACCAACAACAACAAAUUUGAGUUCAGAUGUCGUUGAAAUCCCUCCUGACUUCCUGAUUACCGAAGAAUAUGCAAAGUCUUUGAAUAUCACCGGAGACCAAGAUCCAAGAAUCAAUGCUUUAAUUCAUCACGUGUUCGGUGAUCCAAAGCAUGUAUUGGAUCAAGAUAUCUCUGAAAAAGUUAAUUCCCAUGCGAUAUUAUGCCCCAAGAAUGAUGAAUGUUUGAAGAUAAACAAUGCAAUAAUCUAA
Molecule: messenger RNA, 834 nt
Organism: Daphnia pulex (common water flea)
Lineage: Eukaryota; Metazoa; Arthropoda; Branchiopoda; Diplostraca; Daphniidae
Product: ATP-dependent DNA helicase pif1-like
Exons: 1
Coding region: 1-834 (277 amino acids)
Biological process (GO): telomere maintenance; DNA repair
Molecular function (GO): DNA helicase activity
Source: RefSeq, a predicted model, not a curated record